Molecule: messenger RNA, 1107 nt
Organism: Ornithodoros turicata
Lineage: Eukaryota; Metazoa; Arthropoda; Arachnida; Ixodida; Argasidae
Exons: 1
Coding region: 1-1107 (368 amino acids)
Biological process (GO): DNA integration
Molecular function (GO): nucleic acid binding
Source: RefSeq, a predicted model, not a curated record
AUGGAAACCCACCUUCGUCUCCUACACAGCGGAGUAAACGCCAUGCUUGUGGAACUGCGAGAGCAUUACUGGAUACUACGAGCGCGAUCGUUGAUCAAGGGGAUCGUUCAUCGAUGUGGACGUUGUCAAAGACUUCGUUUAAAGCCGUUGUCCGCGCCGGUUGCUCCAUUUCCUAAAGAUCGUGUCUGUAAAACAAGUCCAUUUGGCAUCGUCGGAGUUGAUUUUGCCGGGCCACUGUACGCAAAAGAAAAGGCUGAAAAUGUGAAGGUGUAUAUAGCACUUUUCACGUGCGCGAUAACUAGGGCAGUGCACCUGGAACUGGUUCAAAAUAUCUCCACUUCGUCCUUUUUACUUGCAUUGCACCGUUUCAUCGCCCGCAGGGGGAUUCCCGAAGUGAUAUAUUCGGACAAUGCUGCAAGCUUCAAGCGAGCAUCCAAAGAACUGCAAGGUUUCUCGGAAGUGGCCGCUCAACCACAAGUACAAGACCACGCAGCCUCCCACCGCAUUCGCUGGAAAUUCAUUAUCGAGCGAGCAGCUUGGUGGGGAGGCUGGUGGGAACGAAUGAUAGGAGGAGUCAAAGCAGUAUUGCGCAGAACUUUAGGGCGAGCCUCGCUUACCUCGGAAGAACUAGCUACACUUUUGACAGAAGCUGAAGCAGUGAUUAAUUCGCGACCAAUUACCUAUGCGGAUGCUGACGACAAUGACAAUGUGCUAACCCCUGCCCAUUUUUUUAUUGGAAAGCGGCUGACCUGUUUGCCUUACUCUUCAGCACCGACGGCCUCUGUAUCUACCUACAGUGGGUCCGACUACCGACGCAGAAGAAAGUAUCACCAGCAUCUGAAAAACAUUUUUUGGAAGAAGUGGACCGAUGCUUAUCUUUCUGACUUACGUGCUGCAUACAAGUUCCCACAGAAAAAGUGGAAUACAGUAAAGGAGGGGGACGUAGUGGUGGUGCACGACGAGCGACGCCCCAAGUACUUUUGGAAGUUGGGAACCGUUAAGGCAAUUUUCCCUGGUCGUGAUGGGAACACUCGUGCUUGUACUGUUAAAUUGGCCGAUGGGUCAGAGUUGCGACGACCCGUGCAGCUUUUAUACCCCUGGGAGUGA